AUGUUAAGAAUAGUUAUAAAGAAUGAAAACGAGACUCGUGAUCAAGUGAUAAAUUUAGUUGGUAGUACAGGAUGUAAUGUUUCAGAAGCUAGUUCAAGUGAUACAGCUGCUAUUAUAGUUCAAUAUACAGCAGCUAGAACUAUCUUUGUUAAUGCUGCUCUUAGUUUUAUUAAUGGAAAAUUAAUAACAAAAACUGAAAUUGGUUACUUUUUAACUAUCAGCAACAAAAUUACUUUACAAUAA
Adineta steineri is the source of this 243-nucleotide messenger RNA. The record is from the annotation of a GenBank genome assembly. Lineage: Eukaryota; Metazoa; Rotifera; Eurotatoria; Adinetida; Adinetidae.